Molecule: messenger RNA, 4845 nt
Organism: Scleropages formosus (Asian bonytongue)
Lineage: Eukaryota; Metazoa; Chordata; Actinopteri; Osteoglossiformes; Osteoglossidae
Product: alpha-1-macroglobulin-like
Exons: 35
Coding region: 143-4402 (1419 amino acids)
Cellular component (GO): extracellular region
Molecular function (GO): endopeptidase inhibitor activity
Source: RefSeq, a predicted model, not a curated record
UACCCUUCAGUCAAUAGCGAGGGAGGAAAUCUAUCUAUGUGUGAAAAGUGGAUUGGGUGUAUAAACACUUAGAGACAUUCUUUAAAAUCAAGGAUAGUGCAACUGGAAGAGGACUCUACUGCUACAGUUCUCAGCCUCAGCAAUGUGGAAGACAAUUCUUCUGGUUUGUCUUGCGCUCUGCACUUGUCAGGCUGGAAAGAGUCCGCUUUUCCUAGCUACAUUCCCAGUUGAAGUCAAAGCGGGCACCGAAUCCAACCUGUGCACCAGUAUCUUUCACUCCACUGAGGCACUGAGUCUGACCUUCUUGCUGAAAGACAAUGACCAGAGUAGAGUGCUAUUCAACGGGACUGUUGAGCAGGACUUUCACCAGUGCAUUCAGUUCCAGGCACCCCUUGUGCAGAGAUGGACGACACAGUUCAUUGAGGUGGAACUCAAAGGAACAAACUUUCAACUGACGGACAAAAAAGAAAUACGUUUUGUGCCCAAGAGCACCCUAACUUUCAUACGGACUGAUAAACCUUUCUACAAACAGGGACAGACAGUGCAUUUCAGAAUUUUCAGCAUGGACACAGACUUGAAUCCCGUUAAUCAACGGUAUAACCUUGUGGAGUUGAAGAAUUUUUACGGCUACGUAGUUGCACAGUGGCGCAACACCACCAGCAAUGGCAAGUUUUUGCAGCUCUCCUACCCACUGAGUUCGAAUGCGCCCCUGGGAGAGUACCAUGUGAUUGUCCACACUGACGGAGAAAAGACAGAGGAAGACUUUACAGUCAAAGAAUAUGUUAUCCCCAGGUUUCAAGUAAAGGUGGAUGCACCUUCGAGUAUCAACAUCAUAGAAAAAUUUCUGACAGUUGGAGCAUGUGCCAGCUACACCUACGGAAAACCUGUGGCUGGCAUGGCAAUGCUGAAGUUGUGUCGAGAUCAUAUGUAUCAGAGCUUCGAUCCUAAUGUCACUUCAGUGUGUCAUGAGGAAUUUGUCAAGUUGAAUGAAUCUGGAUGUGCCACCCAUAUAUUCACCAUGACCCAUUUUACUGAGAAUAGGAGCGAAAACCUUGAAAAUUCACUGUCUCUCACUGUAAAAAUAGAGGAUGGAGGAACAGGUGUCAUUUUAGAAAAAUCUGCUUCUAUAAAUCUGGAAUGUAAAAUUGGACAGAUAAUUAUAGAAUUACCGAAAGAGUUUAGAAAUGACUCCAUCGUUGAGGGAAAGAUCAAAGCACUGUACUAUAACAACACCCCCAUUGCCAAUAUGUCAGUCUCUCUGUCAUCCUGGUCCAUUAACUGGUUUCAGACUGUAAUUUCUGACAUAAAUGGCAUAGCUUCCUUCUCCAUAAAUACAACUGGUUUGCCUGAAGUCUCUCUGUGGGCAAAUCCACACACUGAGCACAGUUUUCCUUCAAUUAGUUGCCCCUAUGUGGAAACUUCCGGUUCUACUCUGUAUUCUCCCCGUCGUGAGGCUGAAGUAUCUCAGGCAUCCCCGGUAUCCCACAGCACCCUGACCAUCCAGCUAGUACAGGGUGUAUCACCAUGUGGGAAGGAGCAACAGUUCACGGUUCUGUAUACCAUCUUUAGGGAGAAGGCAGAGGAAGGCCCUGUGAAUUUGCUGUACUUGGUGUUGUCUAAAGGAAACAUCGUUCAUCAUGGCCAUGUGGCAGUCCCCUUCCAGGACAGCAAUGUGAUACAAGGCCAGGUGUCCUUCAAAGUCCUUGUGACCCCUGACAUGGCUGAUGAACCUCGGCUCCUGGUAUAUGCUCUGCUUCCCAGCAAGAAGUUGGUAGCUGACAGCAUAAUCUUUUACCCAGAGAACUGCUUCAGAAAUAAGGUUUCCUUGCAGUUUUCAUCAGACCAGGCUGUUCCUGGUGAGGAGGUUGUCCUUCAGCUGAAGGCCUGGGCCGGUUCUUUGUGCGGCCUCACAGUUUUGGAUCAGAGUGUAACGCUAAUGGAUCCAGAGAAGACUUUGACCGCUAAAAAGAUCUUUGGAAAGAUACCAUAUCAAAGUAUACGACGAUACUCUCUGGAUCCGUAUGAAGGUUGUGUUCAUGUAAGACUGAGACGCUCUGCACACUCUGAAGUGCUUGAUGAUUUUUCAGCAAAUGCUCUUAGUUUGUUUCAGAACCUGGAACUAAACACUCUGACCAACUUGCCUAAGCCCCUUCCACGUUGCUUAAUAUUUAAUGGAAAAAUAUUUCAGCGUUCAAAUGAGUUUCAUGUAAGGGAUCAAUGGGAAGGUUCCACCCAUUUGUACCACAAUACUGACAAUAAGGCACGGGCAUUUUUCCCCGAGACAUGGCUUUGGGAUCUCGUGGAGGUGGGGGAAUCUGGAUCCACCAUGAUCCCUCUCAAAGCCCCUGACACCAUCACUUCCUGGGAGACAGAGGUAAUCUGCCUGUCUGGCAAGGGGGUGGGCCUGGCAGCCCCCUCAAAACUCACUGUCUUCCAGCCUUUCUUCCUGGAACUCACCUUACCUUACUCCAUCGUCCGUGGGGAGCUCUUUGAGCUCAGAGCAACUGUCUUCAACUUUGAGCCCAAGUGCAUCAUGGUGACGGUCAUGGUAGCCACAUCCACAGACUACACUCUUAAACCCAUGGCCGACAGUGAAUAUUCCACCUGUGUGUGCCAGUGGAAGACAUUCCGCUGGACAUUGAUUCCCUCAGUACUUGGGUCUGUCAAUGUCAGUGUGACAGCAGAAGCUGUGCAGUCCCAGACGAUAUGCGAUAAUGAAGUGGUCAGUGUUCCGGAGAAAGGCCGUAUUGACACGGUGACUCUCCCCCUGCUAGUAAAGGCUGAAGGGACUGAAAAGUCAGUCAAUCAUGGAUGGCUGCUCUGUCCAAAUGGAACAUCACUGAAGGAAGAAAUCCAUCUGCAGUUUCCAGCCAAUAAGGUGGAGGGUACUGGCUACGCCUCCCUGUCUGUCCUUGGGGAUAUCUUGGGCCGAGCUCUGCAGAACCUGGAUGGAAUGCUGGCCAUGCCAUAUGGCUGUGGUGAGCAGAACAUGGCGUUGCUGGCUCCCAACAUCUAUAUACUAGAGUACCUGAGAACCACGCAGCAGCUGACCCCUGCCCUGCUCCAGCAGGCUACCCAGUUCCUCAAAAUUGGCUAUCAGAGACAAAUGAUGUACCAGCAUAGCAAUGGGGCAUUCAGUACCUUUGGUGACGAAAGCACACAGAACAGUUGGUUAACGGCAUUUGUAAUGAGGUCCUUUAACAGAAUGCAGUCAUUUGUUUACGUCGACCCCAAAUUGAUCAAUGAAGCCAGGAAAUGGUUAGAAAGGAAACAGAAAAAGGAUGGUUGUUUCCAAACUGUGGGGAAACUUUUCAACAACAGAAUGAAGGGUGGAGUUACAGAUGAUGUGACCAUGACUGCCUACAUCACUGCAGCCCUGCUGGAGAUGAACAUGUCUGUGUCCGAGCCUGUGUUGACCAAAAGCCUGGCAUGUCUGCGGAAUGCCACUAGUGAUCUGUCCAGCACAUAUACCACUGCUCUACUGGCCUACACCUUCAGCCUUGCCAGGGAGACAGAAAUUCGCCAUCAGCUCUUGGAACAUCUUAAUGCUGUGGCAUCCAAUGAAGGUGGAUUCCUGUACUGGUCCCCACCCAGCUCUGAUGCCUCCUCAUCACUGUCAGUCGAGAUGAGCUCCUAUGUGCUGCUGGCUGUCCUGAACCACACCCCAUUAUCCUCUUACGACCUAGGCCAGGCUGCCCGUAUCGCUGGCUGGCUGGUCAGGCAGCAAAACUCGCAGGGAGGCUUCUCUUCCACACAGGACACAGUGGUGGCUCUGCAGGCUCUAUCAUUUUAUGCUACCCUGACCUACAACCCUGAGGGCUCCGCCACCGUUGCCGUGCAAUCCUCGGACAAGGAGUUGCACCGGUUUGAGGUGGACCAGAGCAACAGGCUGCUCAACCAAGAGAGGGUGCUGCACCAUAUCCCGGGGCAGUACACCAUCGAGGCACAGGGCACAGGCUGCGUUUCUGUGCAGAUAGUGCUCCACUACAACAUCCCUCCUCCAACUGAUGUUUCUGUCUUUGAUGUCAAGGCACACAUAGAAGGCAACUGCACCAGCAGCCGUAGGAGAGUGCUUCACCUCCGUGUGAAAUAUAAUGGACCAAGGAACAUCACAAACAUGAUGAUUGUGGACGUGUCAAUGCUGUCUGGGUUUGCCCCGGAAAAAGAGUACCUCCAGACGCUGAAGGAAAGCUCAGUGGUGGAUCGCACCGAGAUUGAAAAUGAUCAUGUGAUACUGUAUCUUGAUGGGAUUCCAGAGAAUACACCUAAAAACAUCACAAUUGAACUCCGACAAGAGGUCUUAGUGAAGAAUUUGAAGCCAGCAGUGGUCAAGGUCUAUGACUACUAUCAGACCAGCGACCAUGCCGUAACAGAAUACACCUCAAACUGUGCUCAAGACUAGAAAAAGGAGGAAAACCCAUAACUGUGAGAAGGACAACAGUGUUAUAGGCACUGGUGUUGUGAACAUCCAUCUGGAGCCCACCCAAGCCUCCUCCUGAAGUGUCCAUCUGCUAAAGCUCACUACAUCGGAACUUCUUCUCUAGAAUAACAGCUUUGCUUUUGAAUGUGUAUAAUGUGUAGCCCUCUGUAAAUGUAAUAUCCAUUAGCAUAGCAGACCGUUCAAAAUAAAAUACAGAAAUGAUAUCCAGAUCCAUCCAAAUGAUCAUCCAGAUCAUAAUAUUCUGCAUAUAUUCUGCAUAUCACACUUAGAUAUGAAGCCACAUUUUUAUUAUGAAAGGUCAUAAUAUAUGCAGUAUAUUCCACAAAUCUGUGAACUGCCAUAUGAAACUAAAAGUGAUGUAUACAUUGUCAAUACAUCUUGAAUAUGGGAAAUAUAUUUUAGUG